AUGAAAUUUUGUAGCUUAAUUACCACAUUAUUUUUUAGUAUUAUUAAUCUAUCUCUUUGUACAACUGUAGAAGACGAAAUAUCUUAUAUACAGAACUUAUUCAAAUCAAUUAAUCUUCAAAGAUUAGAUACUCCUGCAGAAUACAAUAUAAACUCAAUGCUCUUUGAAAAUAAAUAUGAUUUACAAUUUAUGGAAGAUAAUGACUUGAAAUUGCAAUAUACGAUUUUUAAAGACUUUUACACUUUAAGUUUAGACCCUACUGUUGAUUUAUUGAAAAAUUUUAAAGAUGCAGAACAUAAAAUAUACAAAGAGGUUUUUUAUGAAGAAUUUGUUAGAGAAGUUGUUUUAGCAGCAAUGAAACAUACUAUUACAAAAUCUUGUAUACAAUUUAAAACGGGUCUUUUCACUAAAAGCAUUACAGAACUAGCGAUACCUUGCUUUAAAAAAAUAUACAAUGCUUUUUGUAUUUUACAAAAUAAUGAAUAUGAAAAAUUAUUGACUGAGAGUGAAAAUCUUUUUAAUGCAAAUAUUAAUCAUCAAAAUCUAAAAGAUGGUAAUCCGUUAGAACUAAUAAUGCAUUUUCAUUUAUUUAAUGAUAUUAUAAAAGAAAAAAUUAGUUGUUUUUCUAAGCCUUACAGUAUUGAUGAUGAUGGGAAUGAUUUUUAUGCUUUACUUAAGUGUUUGGACAAAAAGUUAUCUAAAUUUUUAUUAUUUAAAUUUGAUACAUUCAUUAGUUUUUAUAAAAAACGUACAGAUAACAACUUUAUCUUAGAUCAAUGGCUUAGAAGUAGUGAUACGCAACUUCUUUACGCAAAUUAUUUUAAGAAAAUCAAUUAUAUUUUUACUUUUUUUCUUAAAAUUAUACGCAUGCAACUAUCUCAAAUAAAUAAUGAUGAAUACUUAAAAGACUAUGAAAGGGAAUAA
Vairimorpha ceranae is the source of this 924-nucleotide messenger RNA. RefSeq lists its product as hypothetical. NCBI's taxonomy places the organism in Eukaryota, Fungi, Microsporidia, Nosematidae. The record is from RefSeq and is a predicted model, not a curated record. The coding region runs from base 1 to 924 and encodes 307 amino acids. The transcript has a single exon.